This is a messenger RNA of Myiozetetes cayanensis, 3405 nucleotides long. RefSeq names its product GDNF family receptor alpha like (gene GFRAL). The transcript is spliced from 10 exons. Gene Ontology annotation, cellular component: signaling receptor complex; external side of plasma membrane. NCBI's taxonomy places the organism in Eukaryota, Metazoa, Chordata, Aves, Passeriformes, Tyrannidae. Bases 101 to 1747 code for a protein of 548 amino acids. Gene Ontology annotation, molecular function: signaling receptor activity. The record is from RefSeq and is a predicted model, not a curated record. Gene Ontology annotation, biological process: nervous system development.
GCGGGGCGCUGUGCCCGGCGCGGCGCUGACGGAGCGGUGGCGGUGCCGCUGCCGCACCUGCCGCCGGCGCCACCCGCGGAGCUGCACGGCCCGGCCGGUCAUGGCCGCGCUCCUCGGCCCCGUUUUGUUCAUGUAUUUCACAUGUAUAUCUACUGUCCAGACUACUGACUGUCUGCAUUUGAAGGAGCAAUGUAUAAAUGCUGCAAAUGGAUGUGAGAGUGUUUGGAAUGUUGUUGAAGACGCCUGCAAUAUUUCAGUUCUAGGUAAUAAGUGCAAGGCAGAAGACACUGUUGGAUGUAAUAGAAUCAUCCAGGUCCUGGCUGAUGAAUACCCAGAAUUUAAAAACUGUGUCUGCACUACUGACAAUAUCUGUAGCAUCACGACUUUGCUUGGGAAACAGUGCAGCAUUAAUAAAGAAUAUUUGGAAUCUUUCUCAGGAUCAGACACUGAACUGAGUUUUAGGCAGCACAGAAACCCAAAAGACAAAAGGCACUCAGAAGAAUUGGAGAACGAUUGCCAUAUUGCAAAACAGCGCUGUCGAGAGGACCCUUCCUGCUUUGCCCUGUACAGGAGCUUCCAGAGGGCGUGCCAGGCAGAUGCAGUCAAGUGCAGGUUUCCAAUGAUCAACCAGGAGUGUUUGUCAGCAUGGAAAGAACUGAUGAAAACAGUGCUGGGACAGUGCAAGUGCUCAGAGCCACUUCAGAUGAGAUGCAUUAAAAUAUGGAAGGGAAUAUUUAACAACCGUUGUUUACAGUACUCUCAAGAGAGCCAAGCUUCAGCACCCAGUGGGCAUGAUGACGACACUGAUGAUGAUGACUAUAAUGCUGAUGUCGAUGAUGAGAAAAAUCUGGUCACUGACACAGACAAUCUUAGUAUGGAAACAAAAUUACAAUGGGGUUUAUCUGCUCUCUCGAAACAAGUGUACACAACAAAUAGAACCUGUUUGGAUGUGAACAGGGAGUGCGUUGAAGAUGAAGUAUGUAACAAACAGUUGUCCCUGUACCUUAAAGUUUGCUCAGUAAAUAAGAAGUGCAACAUGGAAGAAUGUCAAGCAGCCAUAAGGUUCUUCUAUCAAAACAUGCCUUUCGAAGUUGCUCAAAUGAUGAUAUUUUGUGAUUGUGUCCAGCAUGAUGAAUCCUGCCACAGAGCCAAAGAACUUCUCCAUGGCAAGUCCUGUGCAGUUAAUGCAGUUCCAGCCCCAUCGUGCCUGAACAUAAUCCAUAUGUGUGAAGAGAAUGAAUCGUGCAGGAAAAAAUACACAACUUUUCGGUCAAAGUGUUGGAGACAUGUGACAAAAAAAUGCUACGAUGAUGAAGCUUGUCUUGAAACUUUAAUCAAGGAUGACAUGCCCUGUUCUGCAAAUGCUGAUUGCAAAGCAGCCUACAUUAGCAACUGGGGCACGAUGCUGCACAUGGAGUGUACCUGCCAGAAUCUGCCUCCCAUGGAGCAGUCUUUGUGCAAGCUCUUCCAUCACAUGCUUCACAGCAAAUCCUGCUUCAGUGAGUUACGUCAAAUUUCCAUUCAGAAGAAUGGUUUUGGCUGGGUAAAUACAGAAAUGCCAGGGGAAAAGCCUUCAGGAGCACAGCUCCAUUCUUCUGCAAUUAAUGGUGAAACAGUCUACAUUAUUGCCUACUCCUCCUGCAUAGCUCUCAUACUAGGAAUAGUCCUGUUGACUCUCCUCAACAUCAGGAAAGACCCGAAGUGCCUUAUUCUCCCCUUGCACUGUACUGGGAGUCAUGGUCCCUAACACACCAUUCUGGAUCCCACUUCCUGGCUUUGAGCUCUGGACUUCUCUCUGUAGCUGAGUUGUUUGGCUAGAUUUAAGCUUCUGUUUAUUACCAGUUAGUGGUCUUUGUCAAAUCUUGGUAACAGUCUGGUUCUGGUGAGCACAGGAUAAUCAACUGGCAUUUCUCAUUCAACUUUACCAAUGAGUAGCACAUGUCUUAUCUUGUUACAAUAGCAUCUGAUUAAUUCUAUUUUGAAUGUGGUUACUUUUAAUUUUAUUUGAAUUAUCACUAAACGUAACUCAGCUCCAGUUUUGACUAUGACAGAUGACUGAUCUAGGGCUAGAAAUUUAUGUGAUCAGAAAAGCAGGGAUCUCUACUCUUCAGUGCGACUUUUGCUUCUUACUUUGUUAGCCUGUGAAAUGAUUAGUGUGAGAGCAAACUCUUAAGUGUGCAGUCGUUGGGGAGAGGUUUAGAAAUUUUUAACAAUUAUUAAAAUACGCAUUUUCCCUGUCUUUAUGAUCUGCAUAAACCAAAAAAACUUGUUCUUGUUUUGCAAUCAAAAGUUUUGUCAUUACUAAAUCAGCAUUUGGACAAAAAUACAGAAACAGAAAAAUGCAGUUACUUUGUUAAUUACAAAGAUCUCAUUUAGCAGUCCAGCAAUUUGCAGCACUUAGCUCACCUCCUAACAUGUAGGUUAUUUUAAAGUGGUAUAUUCUUAUUCUUCAUCUUAAAACUGUGAAAUAGAAAAAGUUCAAACUGAAAAUACUGUUGAGAGUCUGUUCUCAUCAGUGUUGGGUAAAACCAUUUCUUUAUGUAGGAAAUGUACUUAUGACAUGAACCUUGUGCUGGUUUUUGGUCUACUUCAAAAAACAAUGAUGCAAUGCUGAAGCCUCCACAUCACAAAAUCUGAAGAGAGCCAUUUAAAUACAGAUUUAACUAAACUUUAGUCAACAAUAAAAAAUCUCCUUCUUAGAAACUUUUUGUUUUCUAAUUAUCUUAUAUUUAGACACUAGAAUUACAACUCAUAUAUGGGCUUAGACAUAUUCACACUGUAAUGUAAAACGUAUUUGAAACUGAGGAUAAGUAUGUGAGUUACUCUGAAAGACAGCAAGAUAUUUUGUGGCUAUUGUGUUGCUUCUGUGAUUUUACAGGCUCUCUUCAUUAGAGAUUAAUUAAAUGCUUAAUGGAAAAAGUACAUUUCCUCCAUUAUCUAUGUAAAAAGUAUUUUUUUUAAUUUAUCUUUCCUAGUGAUACUGCAUUCUGGCAAUUGUAUCUAGGUGUUAUUAAAUAAAGGAAUUUCUGCUGGGAUGAUCUGUAUUCAGGUGAUCAUGAUUAGACUGCUUCAUGAACAGUUUUGUGAUCAUAAAAUCACAGAAUUGUUUAGUUUGGAAAAGAACUUUAAGAUCUUUGAAUCCAAUUGUGAUGGAAGAAGAACCAGUAUUUUUGUAAGAACUUCAUCAUUAAAAAUGUUUCCCCUGAAAUAUGACAUCUUUCCAGAUGAGGAAGACUGAGUCUCAUUGAUGACUUGGGAUUCCCAGGACACAAGGUCUUUCUGGGUAAGGAUGUGGCAUUUAUCCCCUUUCUGUUGGAGCUCGGACUUUGCAAAGUGAGUCAAUGAAGACUGAUUGGGCUAGAAGGAGAGACCAUAAUUUUUUGCCUUACAGCACUGUCAUUUGAA